UGAGUAGAUCAUUUUGAAAACUCAGCCUGUUUUUCUUAUCCUUAUUUCGCUGACAUGGCCUCCAGUGCGCCGAGCCCGUACCCCGCCCCAGUAGGUGGUGCGUCCCUCCUUGUAACAUUCAAAGGGCCCAGAAAUACCAUCCUUAUCAUCGGCGGUGAUGCUCUGGCUGCCUCUAGGGCAUUUGCGGCGCUCGAGGCAGGUAUGCAAGUCAUCAUACUCACCAAAGGGUUAGUAUGCGACGAGCUACGAUGGAGAGCGGUCCAACAGCAAAUAAAACUCAUGGACUGGGACACGCUUCCCUCUGCAUCCGCUUCCCUACUUGCCUCCGCACCAGAUACAAGCGCGGACACUGAAUCCUUCGCCGCAUUCCUCACCACAAACCCAUUUAUAUCUCUCAUCUGUAUCACUAUACAGACAACGGACGCACCGGCACUCGCGCGUAUCUGUCAUGCACACAGCAUCCCCGUAAACGUCACCGACCUUCCUGCACUAUGCGACUUCUCCUUUGCAGCCACACACCGUUUUGUGGAUCCAUCUACAGGUGGAAAGAGCGCACUACAAGUGGGUGUGACGACCAACGGGGAGGGAUGCAGGCUUGCGGGGCGUGUGAAACGAGAGAUUGUUAGCGUGCUGCCAAAAGAUAUCGCUGGAGCCGUGAAGCAGGUCGGAAAACUUCGACGUUUGGCCAAGAAUACAGAUGAUGACGUCGUAGAGUGUGAGGAAGGUGAGGACAGUAGUGUCACCACUCCCAACAGGCCCGUACCUAGUUGGAGAAACAAUACUGCCGAAAGCAAAGAAGAGUCCUCCCGCCGCCGCAUGAAAUGGGUUGCCCAGGUCAGCGAGUACUGGCCCAUCACACGCCUGGCAUUCAUGUCAGAGGACGAGAUGGAACUCAUAUUAUCUGGUGAAUCUCCCCAAACGAGUUCAUCGUACUCAACCCAUGCUCCAAUCGAGAGUUCAUUACAUAACUUGACACUUUUCCCGCCUCCAAAGAAAGGCCGUAUUCUCCUGGUUGGUUCCGGUCCAGGACAUCCCUCCCUUCUCACCAUUGCAACUCAUAAUGCGCUUACGAAGUACGCAGACCUUGUUCUCUCAGACAAACUCGUUCCUGCUGCCGUACUUGCACUCAUACCUCAAACUGUCGAAGUGCGCAUUGCACGCAAGUUCCCCGGGAAUGCUGAGGGCGCACAAUCAGAGAUGAUGGACGCAGCUGUUGAAGCUGCUCAACGCGGCCUCACCGUCGUCAGACAAGGAGACCCAGUCGUCUAUGGCCGUGCAGGGGAAGAAGUGCUCUUCUUCCGAGCACACGGGUUCGAACCGCUCGUUGUCCCAGGCGUCUCAUCUGCACUUGCAGCGUCGCCUAUUGCCAUUAUUGAGCGCGGCUCGAUGCCUGAUCAACGGGUUGUUGCGAGUACGCUUGGAGAUAUAUGUGAAGCGUUAGACUGUGCGGGUGAGCAGAGACCUCCGGGAAUGAUGGUUGUUGGGUGGGCUGUGUUGGCGCUGCAAGGCACAGGUGAUACGAGUGUGUUGGAAGAGGGGGAAGAGAGGGUAAUGAAGUGGUUAGGGGGAGGCAGGUGGAUUAUGCGAGAAGGAAUCGAUCAGGGCUGGGCGGAGGCAUAGGUGAGGUCUGAAGUUCUAUUCCUCGAUUUGCAGGAAUUUAUGUCGCAUAGGUGCUUAUUCGUAUUUAAGUCUACUUCUAAA
Suillus clintonianus is the source of this 1701-nucleotide messenger RNA. RefSeq names its product uroporphyrin-III C-methyltransferase. The transcript has 6 exons. Gene Ontology annotation, molecular function: uroporphyrin-III C-methyltransferase activity. The record is from RefSeq and is a predicted model, not a curated record. The annotation marks the transcript as partial. Gene Ontology annotation, biological process: siroheme biosynthetic process. Lineage: Eukaryota; Fungi; Basidiomycota; Agaricomycetes; Boletales; Suillaceae.